Messenger RNA from Achroia grisella, 1594 nucleotides. RefSeq lists its product as uncharacterized. Gene Ontology annotation, molecular function: transmembrane transporter activity. NCBI's taxonomy places the organism in Eukaryota, Metazoa, Arthropoda, Insecta, Lepidoptera, Pyralidae. The transcript is spliced from 10 exons. The record is from RefSeq and is a predicted model, not a curated record. The coding region runs from base 1 to 1587 and encodes 528 amino acids. Gene Ontology annotation, biological process: transmembrane transport.
AUGUCGUGUAACAUCGGAUAUUAUAAAAGUGAAGUGGAGUUCGAUGGAUGUGAUAGAAGCGUUCAGAAGAAUGACAAUUGUUUAAAUGUUAAUGAAGAUAAAUAUUAUAGUUUGAAUGAAGCAUUGAAUAUAGCAGGUACAGGACGGUACAGCAUCACACUCAUGGCGGUGACUGCGCUGUCCAUCCUGUCGAUGUCUGUGGAAAUGUUUGGUUUCUCCGUCAUCAUUGGUGGAGCCAGGUGUGAGUUCCAGCUGAGUUUAAGUCAGAAGAGCGCUUUGCUCUCAAUGCCAUUUAUAGGACCCGUGGUAAUGUCAUAUUGGUGGGGAUACCUAUCAGAUACCCAGGGUCGCAGGAAGAGCCUCUUGAUAGCAAUGUGGGGCAGCUUCGUGGUGUCUGCACUCAGUGCUUUGUCACCUCACUACGUAGUCACUGGGUUACUCAAGUUUGUGAGCACCAGUUUAUGCAGUUGCGCACAAUCCACAGGCUACGCCUUGCUAGGAGAAGGCUGCUCGCAGAAGGCCCGGGGACCUUUGAUGCUGCUCAUAUCUUCGACUGUACACUUCUGUCCCAUCACAUACUUCAUUCUAGCCUAUUACAUCCUCAAUAAUGAUGUUUUAAUCCACCUGGGAACCGUCGCCAUCUUACCCUGGAGGAUCCUCGUCUUAGUUCUGGCUAUACCACUGGGACUUAGUGCGUUAUGCCUACACUACAUCUAUGAGAGUCCCAAGUUCCUCGCCAGCGUCGGCCGCAGCGAUGAAGCUUUGGAGGUGUUGAGGAAAAUGUGGUGCCGCAACGGAAAUAAAGGUCCGUUUCCGGUCAAAAAAUUAAUAUUUGAAGAGGGCAACACGAACGAAAAACAAUCACUUCUGAAAUCAAUGUGGCAACAGACGGCACCACUCUUCGAAAAACCACUGCUACUCCAAACCCUCAAAUUGUAUUACCUGAUCACCAUACUGUACAGUAUAACGAACAGCGUAAUUAUGUGGUUGCCGUCCAUAGCUGAAGCAUUCUUCUCUGCUCGUUCUAGAAGUACUCAUGGAGAACAGAACGGGGGUCUAUGCGAGAUGAUUGGUCAGGCGCAGAAUAAUAAUAUCAGUUAUAACAGUACCACAUGUACAGCAACUUUAGACCUCGAAACUGUAUACUUCGGAGUAGGACAAAGCCUCAUCUUCUUCGUGAUAACCGUGGUGAUCGCCGUGCUGGCGUCCAGGAAGAAGAUCUUGAUGCAGAUCUUACUUUUGGUGUCGGUGGUCUCCGGCGUAGGAGUUGUUCUCUCCACCAAUCACAUAGUCAGCUUCAUGCUGUUCAUGGGACUGCUGGUGUGUGUACUCUGUAUGGGGAUCGUGUUCUCAUAUUUCGUGGAUCUGUACCCUACAUCCCACAGAAGCAUGGUGGCGUGUUUGGGCACCAUCAUCGCACGCGCCAGUGGAUUGGUUGGAGUCAACGUCAUCGGUCUAUAUAUGAUGUCACACUGCAGUAUCACCAUAUAUGCGUGCAGCGCCUACGUAUUUAGUGGGUUCAUAGUCACAUACUUCCUGCCACCAGAUCGACCGAAGACUUUGGUAAAAGUUAUUACCAACAGAUAAAUGUUAC